Molecule: messenger RNA, 1612 nt
Organism: Astrephomene gubernaculifera
Lineage: Eukaryota; Viridiplantae; Chlorophyta; Chlorophyceae; Chlamydomonadales; Astrephomenaceae
Source: the annotation of a GenBank genome assembly
GUACCAGCAGUGUAUUUAGUCAUUAGCCGUCAUAAGAAUAGUUGCGCGUUAUCCUUGACAUACACUGCUUCUGGACUUCGCGACCCUUGGCGUUUCAGCAUUGGCUAACCACGCUUGCCACUUAGCCCAGAUCAGCUGUCAUUGCUUGGAUGUCCACCGAUAAAACUCUACGUGCAAUAGCCUUGCGCCCAGAGAAUAAGCGAUGUUUCAACUGCGACGCUUUAGGAUGCGCCUACGUUGUCCCAAGCGUCGCAAUUUUUGUUUGCACGGAGUGCUCUGGCCACCACAUGAACAUCGGUCACCGCGUCAAAUCCAUGAGCAUGAGCAAAUUCUCGCCAGAGGAGGUUGCUGCUUUGGACGUUGGAGGCAACGCGGCGGCUGCUCGCACAUGGCUGGCGAGCUGGAAAGCCGAGGGGGACGCGCGCAAGCCGGUUGAUAAGAACCCGCGAAAGCUGGACGCCUGGGUCCGCACCGUGUUUCAGGACAAGCGCUACUUCAGCAGCAAGCCCCUGCCAACACCGCCCCCGCAGGCUUCCUCCCACGGCGCCGACCACAUCCCGGUGCGGGAGCUGUCGGACCUGCUGGGCAGCCCGCCGGGGGCCGUCAAGCUGACGGUCAGCCCAACGCCUUCCCUGACUGACAGUCCCGGUCUGACGUCAUCAGCGACAGUUGCAACGGCCUCAACCGCUGCAACCACCACGUCGGCGCCAGCUGCGCCGCUGCAACCGGGCUUAACUGCUGCAGGCUGGGGACACGGCGGGCAUCCAACCGGAACAGUGACUCCCGCCCCCGCUGCUCCCCAUGCCGCUGCCGCCGCCGCCGCCCGGCCCGGCCCCGCCGCCGCCUCCUCAGCCCCCCUGACCUUCACUGACAACGCCUUCGGACCUCCGCAGCCCUCCACCUCCAGCACCGCCGCCGCCGCCCCCACCGCCGCCACCCCCUCGCCUGCCGGCGCCGCCGCCCCCAUGCCGCACUUUGACCCCUUCGGAGCCUUCGUGGCCGCACCCCCGCCCCAUCCCUCCGCCCCAGCUGCUGCCCCCCGUGCUCAACCUCAUCCCGCCGCUUCAUCUUCAUGGUCGUCAGGACCUGCGGCCAUCUUCCCCCCGCCGUCGGCGGCAGCGCCGUCAGCGAUGCAAGGUCUUCGUCCGCCUAGCACCAGCGGUGGCGGUGGCGGCGGCGCAACAAGCACAACCACAGCGCCGCACAUAGGGCCCAUCACGGUGCAGCGCCAACCGGCGGAGGCUCCCGCUCCCGCUGGGGUAACGGCGGCGGCGGUGUCCUCCGUCGGGAGCUACUUUAACGAUGAUGCCGAUUGGGGAGCCUUCGCCGCUGCAUCCCCGAUUAAACCGCCGCCUCCGCCGCCGCCCGCAGGAGCCGCCUUGCCCCCGCUGCAGCCGCCGCCGCCGCCACAGCCCUCCAACCAACAACACCAACAACAGCAACACCCCAUCACAUCGCCAACCGCAACAGCCGCAACGACGUCAACAACCGCAACGACAUCAACAACCGGGGCUUCAGCAGCUCCGAAACCUGCGGCCCUGAAACCACCGCGUGCCGAGCUGCCAAGUGACCUGUUUUCGGAGCCGGUGGUUCCGGUCGGAGUGAUGGCAGG